UUAUCUUUCUGUCGUUCCUGUUUUCGUCUUUAUUUUCAACUACACAUCAUUUAGAACAAUGUGCAUGGUGUUAUUAUAUCUGAUUUGUGAUGAUAUAUUCACAAACAGUAGAUAGUAUUUUAUUUAAGGUACUUUAUCUUUUGCUAUUAUUGUAAAGAGGAGAGAUAAAUACAGAGGGGAAUACACUGUAGUUCAUAUGAAGUUGAUUAAAGAGAGGAUAUUACACUUAUUACUUUAGAUUUAUAUUGUAUUAUUUUAUAUAUCUAAAGCUUCUUAAGAGCUUUACAUUAUUUACAGUUACUUUAUUUAAUCCUCUUUCCCUUUAAGACAAUCCAGCAAUCCAGAACCCUGCAUUCUGGAAGCCUCCUUCGCUGUUACCAGGUGACAAAGUUGUUCUGUUGGGGAAAUUCACUAUCUGGUGAUGCCAUGAUUCAGGCAAAUUUCAUAUUUACCUUAUGUAUUGUGUAAAUCUUUGAACCCGACAUUCAGAGCACCCUGUAGUGCCAUCUGGAGAUUAUUUCAACACACAUUAAUGUGACAAUCUGAAACUUAACUCAUGUAUAGUUAGUACUGACAUCCAAGGUUUGAAUUAAAGUUUGUUUUCAAAAGUGAAAAAAGAAGCACAAUACCACCUCUUUAACUGUCUAAAGACUGACUAUUGAUUUGUAAAUGUAUGCGUCAUGAGCACGGUAUGGAAAAUCUGUAAUAAUUGUUUCCGUCACUGCUGUAACUGUAACACUACUGAUUUGUUCAUGCCAAUAGUGCCAUUUGAGUUUAAACUUGGAAGAGACAGAGAGAGAGAGAGAGAGAGAGAGAGAAAGAGGAAGUGAUGGUGAGAUAAUUAGAGGGGUACCUGUUUGACUCCUGUCUCUUAGACCAUUUUCAACUGAACUGUGAGAGGACUCUGAGGAACUGUAAGAGUCUGUGGAAAGCGUAGUCAUGGUGAGUCAAAUCAAACCUUUAUUAGUGGCCUUUGUGAUUAUUGAUCACAGAUUGCUAAUGCUUUAUAGCCUGGACAAAAAAAGAGAACAAAAAGAAAUUAAAUUAGAGAUGUUUUUAAUUUGUAAAAAAGCUGAUUUACAUUUUUUAUUUAUUUAUUUUAAAUAUUUUGUGGAUACUUCAUUUGUCACAUCUUUCAUUGUAUUUUGCUACGACAAUUAGCUUUCAUUUAAAAAAUUAAAAAAAGUACUCAGUAGGUGAAUUUGACAUCCUUACAUACUAGUCUAAGUUUCCCAAGCUAGACUUUAUCUGAAGACAUUUUCAAAUCCAGAAACUGGGAUAAGUAAUGAAAUACAAUUAUGGUCAAGUUCGAUUAUUUACCUGUCAAACUAAACCUGUUUAAUUGAAAUUAAAGAUGUGAAGUUCAUCAUUUGAUUAUUUGAAAAUAAUCAAAUAUGAAGAUCGUUGGCAGUUUUUUGACGGAGGUAGAAAAAGUAUGAAGAUGUUACACCUGAAUAAGAGCAGAAAAUUUGUUAUUCUUGAGCUGAAUGAUGAUCUGUGUUUAAAUGUUACACAGACAAUAACAUAAGCAGUAGCUGGUCAGAUUAAAUCAUACUUUUUAUAAGCUAUUGAUUUGGUGCAAUGCAUUUUUUAAUGUUCAAACAAUAACAGUUAUAUUAAUAGUGUAAUGAAGACAGCAUCAUAAAAUAAAUAUUCAGCUCAUGAUGAAGAAAUCUUACUGUCUCCAAAUCCCUCCAGAUGUCAGAUACCAGGGUGUCCUCUGUCAUCCAGGAGUGGACGAGCUCAUACCAAGGUCAGCCUCACAACCAGACCACCUCAAACCAAGCCAAUUCGAGCAAUCAGUUGACUCCGAUGGACAUGAUACCAUACAGCCAGUCUCAGGGGCUGAUACGAGGAAGCAGCGAUGACAGGGUGGCAGAGCAGAUUAUGGGACUGUCUUACCUGCCGUACACAACUUCCUGUAUUAGCAACACCUCAAGCACAGGGACCACAAACCACCACCAGAGCCACACCAACUCCCAGCAGGUGUGUGUUUAUGAAAUCCAUUUUCAUUUUUUUUGCUGUACAGACAGAGCAAACACUUAACAGCUUGAAUAUUUCUGCAGGACUUCUCCUUCCUCCUACCAACUCUGCGGGCUCCAAUUAACAAGAGGAGCAUCAGCAAGGACAGCGCCGAGUACCGCCUGAGACGUGAGAGAAACAACAUCGCUGUGAGGAAGAGCCGGGACAAGGCCCGCAGGAGGAUCCUGCUGACCCAGCAGAGAGCCUUGCAGUUGCAGGAAGAAAACCAGAGGCUCCAGACGAGGAUAGGACAGCUCACACAGGAGCUGGACACUCUCAAACACAUACUGUCACAGCGACAUCUGCAUGGAGCCGAGGACGGAGCAGCAGGAGAGUCAGGCAUUUAAAGUCGAACCCUCAACCCCUUUCUUUUCAUUCUGUAACAGCUGACUGUAAACAUUGAUCAUUAGGGCCAGGCAGGCCUGACAAGCUUGUAGCUUCUGCUCACAUAUUUUUAAUCUGCUGAAAAGCCAAGAGGCAGAUUCAAAAUAUUUCUAUCAACUAUUUAGUCUGUAUCCCUGUAUUCCUAUCUAUGCACAUUUUUAAUUCAUGAAGACGAUGUCUGUGGAAGAGCAGGGAAAACGUUCAGUCAAGUAACAACUAGUGUGGACAAAAGCUUCAAAAUAAGAUAUAACAAUAGAAGUCAUACACACAGAAAUUAUUUAGGAAAUGACAUGGAUUAAAUAGUUUUGAGUUCUUUAGUUAAGAGGAUCAUGACAUGUUAGUUUUGUUAUGACAUUGGGGCUUUUUAAAAUUGUGGAUGUGCAGUUUUGAAGAUGUGACAUUUUCACGUAAAGAUUCCAGAAGAGACGGAAAGCUGCAUGUUUACUGAAAACCUCUCUAAAACACAUUUUUGGCAGACCUUUCAAAAGGACAAUCAUCCCUUUGCUUUGCGCUAAUUAGAUAAGAAUCAAAUUGUACAGCGUUGCUUCAUCAUCUACCUUACACUUCUCAUCAUUGUCCCGCUGAUUGUAAGUGUUGUUGCCCAAUAAGUUACACAACAACCUGUGGUUUCUAAGGGCAUUAAAGCGAAAUCUAAGUAUCUCUCUGUAUAAAGCAAAACCCUUUGUCUGAAUAAGCGGAUUACUUUGACUAAAAUGCUGCAGUUUUGAUUCACAUGUUGAAGUUUUAACUUUGUUGUUGGAUAUGUGUUAUAUUCUAUUGUGCCACUCUGCUCAAGCAAAACUCUGUCAAAGAUUUGUUUAAAUGAAAAGCAGCUGCUUGUGUUUGAUAAGAAAAACAAUAAAAAUACUUCAUAAAAACAUAAAAUGUAGAGAUAUAACGUCUA
This is a messenger RNA of Xyrichtys novacula (pearly razorfish), 3310 nucleotides long. The record is from the annotation of a GenBank genome assembly. Lineage: Eukaryota; Metazoa; Chordata; Actinopteri; Labriformes; Labridae.